CCCCCGGCCAGGUCACUGUUCGGUUGUCCGUAGCCAGUUGUGCAAAACAUACGGAAAGGCAAAAAGGCACCUUAGAUGAAGUGGAACAGAUUGUCGGGCACGCGUUGUUCACCCACAUCCUUUGUCUGGCAAUCGUUCAGGCGGCAGAGGUCAGCAGCGAUGCCGGGGCGGCCGAUUGCGAUCGUGUUACCCUCGGAUGAAGAGGGCAAUCAUAGCUUUCACCUCGAUAAGGAGGCGCUUGAGGAGGUCCUCUCAGCAGACAAGAUCAAGGACAAGCAUAUUGUUGUCGUGUCCAUUGCCGGCGCCUUCAGGAAAGGAAAAUCCUUCCUGCUGGAUUUCCUUCUCAGGUUUUUAAAUGCACAGGGCUCCACAGAGUGGCUGGGCGACCGGGAUGAGCCACUGCGCGGCUUCCCGUGGCGCGGCGGCUCCGAGCGCGACACGACCGGCAUCCUGGUGUGGUCCGAGGUGUUCCCCGUCACGCUGCCCGGCGGCGAGGAGGUGGUCAUCCUGCUGAUGGACACACAGGGCGCCUUCGACAGUCAGUCGACAGUGAAGGACUGCGCCACCGUGUUCGCGCUCAGCACCAUGAUCAGCUCCGUGCAGGUCUACAAUUUGUCGCAGAACAUCCAGGAAGAUGACCUACAGCACCUCCAGCUGUUCACCGAGUACGGCCGGCUGGCGCUCGAGGACAGCAACCACACGCCCUUCCAGAAGCUGCAGUUUCUGGUGCGCGACUGGAGCUUCCCGUACGACGCGCCGUACGGCACGCAGGGCGGUAAACAGAUCCUGGACCGCCGACUCCAGGUGGGGGUGUCCGACAAACAGCACCCGGAACUGCAGAGCCUCCGCAAGCACAUCCGCAGCUGCUUCUGCGAGAUCAGCUGCUUCCUGAUGCCCCACCCGGGCCUGAAGGUGGCCACCAACCAGCACUUCGACGGCCGACUGUCGGAUAUCGAGCCUGACUUCAUCCAGCACCUGGAGAUCCUGGUGCCGAUGCUGCUGGCACCGGAGAACCUCAUCAUCAAGGAGAUCUCCGGCAACAAGGUGAAGGCGAAGGAGCUGGUGACCUACUUCGAGGCCUACAUGAACAUCUACAAGGGCAGUGAGCUUCCAGAGCCGAAGAGCAUGUUGGAGGCCACGGCGGAGGCCAACAACCUGUCGGCGGUGGCUGCUGCCAAGGAGGUGUACACGCAGAUGAUGGAGGCGGUGUGUGGCGGCGACAAGCCGUUCCUCUCGUCCGAGCAUCUGGAGGCGGAGCACCUGCGCGCCAAGGACCGCGCCGGCGACACCUUCCACUCGCGCCGGAAAAUGGGCGGCGAGGAGUUCUCAGAACGCUACCACGAGGGUCUCAUGAAGGACGUGGAGGACCAGUACGUGCAGUAUCAGGGCCACAACGAGUCCAAGAACGUGUUCAAGGCGGCGCGCACGCCGUCCGUGCUGCUCAGCAUCUCCCUUGUGUUCUACAUCCUCUCGGGUGUGUUCAGUCUGGUGGGGCUGUACGCGCUGGCCAACGUCUGCAACCUGCUGAUGAUGCUGCUGGUGCUGACUGUCGGCGUGUGGGCCUACAGCCGCUACAGCGGCGAAUACGUCGAGCUGGCCGCCACCAUCGACGAGCUCACCGAGCAGGCCUGGCAGACCGGCCUGAAGCCGCUGUACGAGGCGCUCAUGCAGAAGUCGCUGGACGCGGCGGCGCGGCAGGCGCUGCAGCGGCAGACCUCGUCGCCGGGCACCAGCCGCGACAAAGCCAAGGCCUCGUGAUGACCCCAGCUCAAACGCGCCGCGCCUCGCCGCACCUCGCGCGCAUGUGCCAUGCUGGAGUGCGGCCGAGUGGCGCCGCGCGCGGCAGGCGGCCGGCGGGCUCGCGCGCGCCGCCGCCCCGCCCGCGCCGACAGCCACCCUCGAGGAGUACAAAACCAGUGCCUAUCUUCACUGCAUGCUUACAGGCAGGCGCGGGAAGGCUGGAGAAGGCCUCCGCUCGUGCUCCUCGGGACCCGCGCAGCCAUAUGUACGGGCCACCAGUAACCACGGUCGUUAUCACUUGAACGCGUCGCGGCCAGCGGCGCCGGCGCCGGCGCGGUCGUGGGACAAAUUACCUGUGUAUUUAUUAGUAGCCGUUCGCGGCUGGUGACGCGCUCGUGCCGACGGCGCACUCGCGGCGGAUAUUUCGGGAUCUGACGGUCGUUUUGCGGACUUGUUUUGCUGUUGGCGGCUAGCGUGGUGGGGUUGCGGUUGUGUCGGGAUUGGGCGUGGUUGUGGCCGAGUCGGAAAGUGCAGCAGGUCGGCCGUCCGGUACCAGCCGCCUGCUCUCGAGCUGGGAUGCCUUGAGCGCAUUUUAUCCUGUCCGCUGCAUGCCUUUACAUAACGGACACGCAUGUCUGAGAUCGAUAUCCCGAGAAUACCAUAAAGACGAUACUCCUCACAACGUAUUCAGCAUGGUUAACUCCGAUGACGUAUACUGCUCGCACCUGGCCCGUUUACACCUCCGCGAACAUGUCAUGUUUUGUUUUUCUGGGUUCGUCCGUCAAUUCCACUGGGCUUCCGGGGAGACUUCCUGCGGCAAUCCUGCGGUGACUGCCGCCCGUCACCGGCUGCUGUCCGUCCUUGGCAUCGCGGCUCAAUCUCCGGGUGGUUACUUCUCCAUCCGGCUUCUGCUGUCCCAGGACCGUGGACAGGGCACCGCCCGGCCUCUGAUUACGGUACCCUACCGGUCCGUCGCUGGGUCUCGAUUUCGUGCAGUUCCUUCAGGCGUGUGUCGGGCGAGGCGCUCUGCCGAGGCCGCUCGUCCGCGCCCCGCGCCAGGCCCGCUCCCCUGCCCCCCCCCCCUUCCUUGGCCCGCCCAGCGCCGGGGGUGGUGCCGUGAGCGGCCAACCGGUCCGCGCGCUGCCGCCGCCACCGCCGCCAUCGGUUUGGUGUUGUUUGCACGAUCAAAACCUGUCGGUAGAAGCGUAGACGUGACGUGCUGUUGGGAAGGUAGUUUGAUUGUGAUGGUCGCUCGGUGGCUUAGGGUGGCAUCGUGCCAGGAUGGUAGAGUGAUAAUGUCGAAUAUACAUUACUAAUUG
Molecule: messenger RNA, 3059 nt
Organism: Pollicipes pollicipes
Lineage: Eukaryota; Metazoa; Arthropoda; Thecostraca; Pollicipedomorpha; Pollicipedidae
Gene: atl
Product: atlastin GTPase
Exons: 11
Coding region: 76-1758 (560 amino acids)
Molecular function (GO): GTPase activity; GTP binding
Source: RefSeq, a predicted model, not a curated record